GAAAGCACGGCCCCGCCGCCACCAGCGGGCUCCCCGUAACCCCCGGGCUGCCCGGUGCCCGUGGCACUGCCCUCCCGUGCCACCCGAGCGGGCGCCCUCGGCUCUUGGCCGGCACGGAGCAGCGGCGGGGAGAGCAGCCGGGCCUUGGCGGGGCUUUCCCAAAAAAGGCUCCAUCCAGGAGGCUGCAGGGACGCUAGCGGGGCUGUGCCGGCGCCACGGGUGACGACCCGCAGCCUGGGAGGAGCAGGCGAGCAGCAGAAGGGCCCCCGCAGCACGACCCCCCCACGUCCACCGUGUAUGAGGCUGGGACGCAGUACGCAGGACCCGCGUCCGCAGAGACACCCCUUCCGAUGUCCCGGCAUGAGACUUCUCCGACAACGGUGCAACCCGCCAGCAACCACCGCCCCAACGCCUGCUGCUUCUGCUGGUGCUGCUGCUGCAGUUGCUCGUGGAACGAGGACCGGGAGCGAGCAUGGAGGGCGUCUCGGGAGACCAAACUGGAGACCAUCCCAAACUGUGAAGCGUGCGCCAAACCCACGCCCGAGGAGGUGCGGGGCUGGGCACAGUCCUUCGACAAGCUGAUGAAGAGCCCGGCGGGCCGCAACGUCUUCCGGGAGUUCUUGCGGACUGAGUACAGCGAGGAGAACAUGCUCUUCUGGCUGGCGUGCGAGGAGCUCAAAACCGAGUGCAACAAACACACCAUCGACGAGAAGGCCAGGAUGAUCUACGAGGACUACAUCUCCAUCCUCUCGCCCAAGGAGGUGAGCCUGGACUCGCGGGUGCGGGAGGUGAUCAACCGCAAGAUGCAGGAGCCGUCCUCGCACACCUUCGACGACGCGCAGCUGCAGAUUUACACCCUGAUGCACAGAGACUCCUACCCUCGCUUCCUGAACUCUGCCAUAUACAAAUCGCUGCUCCAGAGCGUCUCCCGCUCCUCCUCCGAGUCCUAAAAGGGAGGGGGGACACACCUGCGGGGAAUGCGGCACCCCCGGGAGGGUUUGGGGACCCGCCAGCCUCCCGAAUCCUCCCCCCCCCUGAAUUUUUAGCUUUUUACCUACGAACCCUCAGGCCGGUUUCUGGGUCCCCCCCCAGGGCCACCCUCCAGGAUUAUCCUCCAUGGGGGGGGUCGUGGCACCGCAGCCGCCCCCUGGGGUGGCUCCGUACUACUGAACCCUGCCCCGGCCCCGUCGAGCUGGGGAAGCACCCGGGGCUCCCCCCCGCACCCCUCCUCGCCCCCCGUUUUGAAGAGGUCACUUUAUCCCCUCUCCGCCACCCCUGGGGACACAGCACAUCCCCGUUUCCCACCUGAGACCCAUUUGGGGACUGUUUUUUGGGGUUUUUCUUUAUGGGGGGGGAGGUGUUGGGAAGGGAAGGUCAAUUGUCGGUUGUUUUUUGUUUUGUUUUUUUUAAUCUUUUUAUUUUAAAUGCUUUUUUUUUUUUUCGUUGGCUUUUACGAGGAGGGCGGGGGGUUUCGUCUGGAGGGGCGGGAGGGGGGUUUGACAGACGUCUGUGUACAUAUAAAAACUUGUCAGGUUUA
This is a messenger RNA of Anas platyrhynchos (mallard), 1537 nucleotides long. Lineage: Eukaryota; Metazoa; Chordata; Aves; Anseriformes; Anatidae. The record is from RefSeq and is a predicted model, not a curated record.